This is a messenger RNA of Fukomys damarensis (Damara mole-rat), 1901 nucleotides long. It is a transcript of the gene Pcyox1, whose product is annotated as prenylcysteine oxidase 1. Gene Ontology annotation, biological process: prenylcysteine catabolic process; prenylated protein catabolic process. Lineage: Eukaryota; Metazoa; Chordata; Mammalia; Rodentia; Bathyergidae. The coding region runs from base 85 to 1602 and encodes 505 amino acids. The transcript has 6 exons. Gene Ontology annotation, molecular function: prenylcysteine oxidase activity. The record is from RefSeq and is a predicted model, not a curated record.
AGGGGCGGGGCGGACGGCGCGCAGCCUCGCCGCGACUCGGGGACUGAAGGGAACUGGAAGGUACCCUCCUCGCUCGGAGAGGCCAUGGGGCGCCCAUCUGCGGAGCUCGAGUCGUGGCUGCUUGGGCUGUGGCUGCUGCUGUGCAGCUGGGGGUGCCUCGCGAACACCGAGCUGCAGGCCCCGCCGGAUAAGAUCGCUAUUAUUGGAGCUGGAAUUGGUGGCACUUCAUCAGCCUAUUAUCUGAGGCAGAAAUUUGGGAAAGAUGUGAAAAUUGAUUUAUUUGAAAGACAAGAGGUAGGUGGCCGGUUGGCCACCCUGAAGGUAGAAGGGCAAGACUUCGAGGCAGGCGGUUCUGUCAUCCAUCCUUUAAAUCUGCACAUGAAGCGUUUUGUCAAAGACCUGGGUCUCUCCACGGUUCCAACUAAAGGUGGCCUAGUGGGGGUGUACAAUGGAGAGACUCUGGUGUUUGAGGAGAGCAGCUGGUUUAUAAUAAACAUGAUAAAAUUAGUUUGGCACUAUGGAUUUCAGACUCUUCGAAUGCAUAUGUGGGUAGAAGAUGUGUUAGACAAGUUCAUGAGGAUCUACCGCUACCAAUCUCAUGACUAUGCCUUCAGCAGUGUAGAGAAAUUGCUACAUGCUGUAGGAGGGGAUGACUUCCUUGGAUUGCUUAACCACACGCUUCAUGAAACCUUGCAGAAAGCAGGCUUCUCUGAGAAAUUCCUCAGUGAAAUGGUUGCUCCUAUCAUGAAGGUCAAUUAUGGCCAAAGCACAAACAUCAGCGCCUUUGUGGGGGCAGUAUCAAUGACUGGUGCUGAUUCUGGCCUUUGGGCAGUAGAAGGUGGCAAUAAAGUUGUUUGCUCAAAGCUUCUUAAGGCUUCCAAAGGCAAUCUUAUACCUGGCUCAGUAAUGUUCAUAGAAGAGAAAACAAGGACCACAUCAGCAGGAAAUCCCACAAAGAUGUAUGAAGUGGUCUACCAAACUGGAUCUGAGACCCUUUCAGACUUCUAUGACAUCGUCUUAGUGGCCACACCCCUGAAUCAAAAGAUGUCCAAUAUAACUUUCCUCAACUUUGAUCCUCCAAUUGAGGAAUUUGAUCAAUUCUACAAACAAAUAGUGACAACUCUUAUUAAGGGAGAAUUGAAUUCAAGUGUGUUUGGCUCUGGAGUUGAAAAUCAGUUUGGCCUCUCUACAGUGUUAGUCACUGAUAGUUCAGAUUUGUUCAUUAACAGCCUUGGCAUUGUAUCCCCUGUAAAAGAAGAGGGAAAUCCUCUACCAUCAACAGAUGGAACAUAUGUUUGGAAGAUAUUUUCCCCAGAUGUUCUUAGUAAAAAGCAAAUUAUGAAGUUCUUUUUGUCCUAUGAUUAUGCUGUGAAGAAGACCUGGCGUGCAUAUCCUGUGUAUCAGCCCCCGCAGAAAUGCCCCCCCAUUGUGCUCCAUGACCGGCUAUAUUACCUCAAUGGGAUAGAGUUUGCUGCGAGUGCCAUGGAAAUGAGUGCCAUUGCAGGCUAUAAUGCUGCUCUCCUUGCCUAUCAUCGCUGGAAUGGGCGUACAGACAUGAUUGACCAAGAUGGCCUGUAUGAGAAACUUAAAACAGAGCUGUGAAAUAACCCUAUUCCCCUUUCCCCUUCUGGUUCCAGUGAGUGUCACUGGCAAAAAAUUACCAAAUCUGAGCAGAGAUGAUUUUGAAUCAGAUAUUUUGCCAUUAUCAUCGUUUAACCUUUAAUGGGUCAUAAGCAAAUGCAAGGUUCAGUGGAUAACUUGCACUUAGGACAUCUCCAGAACUUCUAACCUGCUCUUUCAAUAUCCAUGACAGUGUUUCCCAAACUUGUCUAAUCAUAGCAAUCACCUGGAGCUUGUUAAAACACAUGGAUUGCUGGGUGUGGUGGUGCACGCCUAUAAUC